UGUCAAUCUAAGAGCCUCAUCAGCCGCUGUGGAGUCAAAUCUGGAGCCCGAAAAGACGGCACCAUGUCAUCACGACCAAUCAGAAUCACCACUACAGAGCAGAAUAUCAGCUUCAAUGCUGGGGGUCACGACCCCAGAAAGACCAGCACAGCUCUGGACCUGGUGAGCGGCUGCCAUGACCAGACCUCCAACACUGAAGCGCCCACAAAGAUCAGCGAGGACAGACAUAAAGAAAUGUCUUCACCGUUCAUCGGUUUACUGAGGGUUCCUCUGCUCCUGCUCCUGCUCUAUGGGUUUGUUUGUUCUCUGGACGUCCUGAGCUCUGCUUUUCAGCUGGCUGGAGGCAAAGUGGCUGGAGACAUUUUCAAGGAUAAUGCCAUCCUGUCCAACCCUGUCGCCGGACUCAUGGUGGGGAUACUGGUCACGGUUCUGGUCCAGAGCUCGAGUACUUCAACAUCCAUUGUGGUCAGCUUAGUCUCGUCUGGAUUGCUUGAAGUGAAGUCUGCCGUCCCCAUCAUCAUGGGCUCCAACAUCGGCACGUCUGUCACCAACACCAUCGUCGCCCUGAUGCAGGCGGGAGAGAGGAACCAAUUUAAACGGGCGUUUGCCGGGGCGACGAUCCACGACUGUUUUAACUGGCUGUCUGUGCUGGUGCUGCUGCCGCUCGAGGUGGCGUCGGGUCUGAUGAGUUUCCUGGCCAGAGUCACUGUCAGCGGCUUUCAGCUGCACAGCGGAGACGAAGCGCCUGAACUGCUGAAGACACUCACAGAGCCCUUCACCAAACUCAUCAUACAGCUGGAUAAAUCGGUGAUAACGGGAAUUGCCCUGGGCGACGAGUCCAUGAGGAACCACAGCCUCGUGAAAGUCUGGUGCAAGUCCGGCGUAUUUGUGUCUUCAGUGAAUGUGACAGCAGCUGCCGCCCAGAACUGCUCCGCUGGACUGCAUUGUGGGAAGGACAGUAAUCUCACCUGGAUCAUACAGAAUAUCAGCAAGCCGAUCAACACAGAGAAAUGCCGGCAUCUGUUUGUGGAUUCGGGUCUGUCGGAUCUGGCGGUGGGACUGGUUCUGUUAGCCGGCUCUCUGAUGGUGCUGUGCUCCUGUCUGCUGCUGCUCGUCAAAGUGCUCAACUCACUCCUCAAAGGUCAAGUGGCAAAGGUCAUUGAAAGGGUCAUCAACACGGAUUUCCCGUAUCCUCUGGGCUGGCUGUCAGGAUAUCUGGCCAUGCUGAUGGGAGCAGGAAUGACCUUCAUCAUCCAGAGCAGCUCCGUCUUCACCUCUGCCAUGACUCCUCUCAUAGGCAUUGGCGUGAUCAGUCUCAAUAGGGCGUAUCCUUUGACCUUGGGCUCCAACAUUGGCACGACCACUACGGCCAUCCUCGCCGCUCUCGCCAGCCCCAGAGAGAAACUCCCCGCUGCGUGCCAGAUUGCCUUGUGCCAUUUUUACUUUAACAUCUUUGGGAUUUUACUGUGGUAUCCAGUCCCGUUCACUCGUCUGCCCAUCCGGAUGGCGUCUGCGCUGGGUGAACGCACAGCCAAGUACCGCUGGUUUGCCGUGCUCUACCUGCUGGUCUGUUUCCUGCUGCUGCCCUGCCUCGUGUUCGGCAUCUCUCUGGCCGGAUGGCAGGCCAUGGUCGGCGUGGGUGCGCCGUUCGCCGCGCUCACCGUCUUCGUCCUCCUGGUCAACCUGCUGCAGUCCCGCAGUCCCACACACCUGCCCAAGACGCUGCGCAGCUGGGACUUUCUCCCGCAGUGGAUGCACUCUCUCAAACCGCUUGACAAACUCAUUACCAAAACCACGGCGCUGUGCUGCAGCCCGGCUCGACUGAAUGACCCAGAUGUGGUCGUAGUGUCUCCAGACACAAUAAACAUCAAGCCAGAAUCAAAGAAACAAGCCGAGCAGUGGUAUGAUAACCCUGCCCUGUCCCUACCGGAGGAGAUUUCCUCAGAGCCCAGAGUCUUUAGACUUAAAGGACUAGAGAGAUGCAACAGCACACCGUUAUAGAAAGUCUGUAUUUUUCGUAAAAUGAACCACCCUGGUUUUUGUGCCUGUGAAUGGCCAGUCUCAGAUUUAAGCUCUGUUCCAAAACCUAGUGAAAAUUUUAAGGCAUCAUAUGCAUGAUUAUGCUGCCUUUUAAGAUGUCAUAUUCUGGCCUAAAUAUAAGACAACAUCCCAUGUAAAAAUGCUGAUUAGAAAUGUAUUUUAGUACUGAAAAGUACACUGUAAACCCGAAUAAGUUGGGCUAACUCAAAAAAUUUGAGGUAAUCAAUUUGUUUGAGUUAUGAUGUUCCCAAUUUUAAGUAAGCAGAACUAUCAAGUUUUGAGUUUGUAGUACUCAUGCGUGUUAAUUAAAGUUGAUUACUGUAAACACUAAUAAGUUCUCAGAACUCAAAGUUGAAUGAGAUUUUUUUAAGUUAAGAAACUCAUAGUUUAAGUAAGAUUUUUAUUUUGUACUCAUACAUUUUUGUUGUUCUUAACUUUAAAUAUUUGAGUACACUAAUUUAUACAUUUAAAUUAAAAUGAUCAGGUUAUCUCUCCAAAAACCCAUAUUAACAGAAACUCUUCUGAAUUAGCAUAACAAAACAUUACUUAGUACUAAAUCUCUACUCUCCCUUUCGAGUGCCAUGGGCAAAGCAUGCUGGGAAAUAGAAAUUCCAGCCCAGUUUCAGUUAAACUUAAGUUAGUCUAAAUUAAAAGAAAUUAGUUCAUACAACUCAAAACAAUGAAACAAUUCAGUUUACUUAAAAUAUGCCAGUUCUGUGAACUCAAAAGAAAAAAAAUUCUAAAUACUCAUAACAGUUAUUUUAACUGAACUAAUUUAAUUUAAGUUUGUCUUUAAGUUUGAGCAUUUACAGUGAUAAAAUCAGCAUAGAGUAAAAGAUCUCGUUCAUCAAAAUGAAGGUUAGUUAAAAACAAGAAAUUGAUAUUGUCAACCCAGCUCUCGCGUCCACACAGCUGAGAUGUUUGCCUGUUGUAGCUCAUCCAUGUUGUGUGAAUGAAACAGACACUGACUGACACAUUCAAAAUAUUCUGAAAGUUCCGAAAAGUUCUGAAAAGGUUAUUUCGGAAUGUUCUCUGAACAUUCAAAAUGGCCAUUUUUAAAAAAAAAAAAUUUCUUGGUUAUGCGAACAUUUUAUUGUAUCAUUCUUCAAACAUUAUGUAAAUGUUACUUUUGAAUGUUCUACAUUCUGAAACAAAUAGUAACAUUUAAAAAAAAAAUGUAAGACAAACAUCUAACUAAAACAUUUCAAAAUGCUCCAUGAAUGAUGUAUAAAUAAUGUUUUGUGCUAACAUUUUGAGAACAUUAUUAAAGAACUUUAAACAAACAUUAUAUUAAUGUCACUUGAAGAACGUCUGUCCAUAACUUGAAAAAAACCUUGCCAGAACGUUAGCCAAACUUCUGAGAACAGAUUAGAUCAGUGGUUUUGGCCCUCCAAAACGUAAUUUUCGGCAGAAUAUUUUUAUCACUUCAUAAAAUAGUUCAAUGUAAUUAUAUAUAGACUAUUUUACCUAUUUUGUGUGUGCUGUAUUGUUAUGCUUAUUAGAGUUUACAUGCUAAAACCAAACUCUACUAAAAUCAAAGAGGGGUGCUAUUUAUGUUACUGCCUAUUUAGAGCAUUUCAAAUCAGUCACUUUUAAGGAUGCUGUCUUAAAAUGGAGCUAGUCUCUUGUGCUCAACAAAGCUGCAUUUAUUUGAUCAAAAAUACAGUAAAAACUGUAAAAAUUCUGAAAUAUUAUUACAAUUCAAAAUAAUAGUUUUCUAUGUGAAUAUAUAUUAAACUGUAAUUUAUUCCUGUGAUCAAAGCUGAAUUUUCAGCAUCAUUACUCCAGUCUUCAAGGUCACAUGAUCCUUCAGAAAUCAUUCUAAUAUGCUGUGAUACUUUUUCUAUAUAAAUAUAAAGAUACUUUUUCUUUUUCUAAUAUGCUGUGAUACUAAUAUAUGCUGUGAUAUUUUUUUCAGGGUUCUUUAAUGAAUGGAAAGAACAGCAUUUAUUUAAAUUAUAUAUAUAUAUAGUAAAAUUAUGUCUUUACUGUCACUUUUCAUCAAUUUAAUGCUAAAUAAAAGUAUUAAUUUCUUUAAAAAAAAAAUAAUCCAGACCUCUAACUUUUGAAAACUAGUGUACAACGUAGACAGCAAGGCAGUUCACUAGGUUUUGGAACAGAGCCUUAGAUUUACAUGGUGCUUAUUCAAAUUCGAAAUGCAUUUUUGGAGCAAAUCAAUCUAAUUUUAUUCACCAUAACAUUUUCACAAUAGGUUGAGAGAAUUAUAUGAAGUUUUAGCUGCAGGCCAUUGUGUCUCUGAGAAAUCUGGUAAAUGAAGAUUUUGUUGUUUUGUCCUGCAGUCAUUCACAAAUGUUUAUUAUCUGCAGCGCUAUGUAAAUCUUGCAGAAUAAGCGGUUUGAAAGUCUGCAUCAACAGACGGAGUCUGUACGGCAUAAACAUAACUCAGGGCAUCCCAGCAUGCCUUGUGUUAUUAAAUAUACAGAUAAUAAAAACCAAAUAGCUGUCUUUUUAAUUUCCUGGCUUGCAUAAUGCAAAUGAGAGAAUGGACCACAUGGAGUGUUAUUGGCAAAUGGUUUGUUUUAAUGAAGUAUUAAACAUUCUCCAGUGUAUUAAAAGAUAUUGAAAGCAGAAUAUUUGCUCUAAUUCAAAAUAUUGAAAUGGCAAGAAAAGCUUAUAGAUUUACUGAGUGGUUUUCAAUUAUAAACACUGAAAACUGACAACUAUUUCAUCAUACAGUCAACAAAAACCCCACAUAAUAAUGUUUUAGUGUGUAGGGACAGAACUGUUUAAGUGAAAUAAAUAAGCAUGCAUGUUAUUUUGUAUACGUUUUUUAUAUCUGGUGUAGAUACUCUUCUAUGUUGCAGUUUCUGCAUUGAAUGAAACACAUAGUAUGGUUAUUUGACGGCAGCAUACUACCCUGCUGAAAAAUAAAAUCCUACUUAAGACAGCUUAAGCUGA
Messenger RNA from Ctenopharyngodon idella (grass carp), 4959 nucleotides. It is a transcript of the gene slc34a1a, whose product is annotated as solute carrier family 34 member 1a. The coding region runs from base 64 to 2001 and encodes 645 amino acids. The transcript has 13 exons. Gene Ontology annotation, cellular component: brush border; apical plasma membrane; vesicle. Gene Ontology annotation, molecular function: sodium:phosphate symporter activity. Gene Ontology annotation, biological process: sodium-dependent phosphate transport; intracellular phosphate ion homeostasis. The record is from RefSeq and is a predicted model, not a curated record. Lineage: Eukaryota; Metazoa; Chordata; Actinopteri; Cypriniformes; Xenocyprididae.